Messenger RNA from Nymphaea colorata (pocket water lily), 468 nucleotides. RefSeq lists its product as uncharacterized. The record is from RefSeq and is a predicted model, not a curated record. Lineage: Eukaryota; Viridiplantae; Streptophyta; Magnoliopsida; Nymphaeales; Nymphaeaceae. Gene Ontology annotation, molecular function: nucleic acid binding; ATP binding; RNA helicase activity. The transcript has a single exon. The coding region runs from base 1 to 468 and encodes 155 amino acids.
AUGAACCAGCACGCAGAGAGCUUCGACGAAGAAGUCAAGCCAAGAGUCCCCCCCGACGCCGACUCCAUCGCUUGGAACGACCUCUUCCUCAGGGACGAGAUUCGCCGAGCCAUCAAGGAAAUCAAGUUUGAACGACCGAGCCAGGUGCAGAUGGAGGCCAUUCCCUUCGCCCUACAAGGCUGCGACCUGCUCUGCCAGUCCAAGUCUGGAACCGGCAAGACCAUGGUCUUCGUCCUCACCAUCCUCAACUCCCUGGUCGUCGACAAGGAGACCGGAAUGUACGUGACCGGACAAGCGGUCAUCGUGGUGAAUACUCGGGAGCUGGCGCACCAGAUCAACAAGGAGUUCCUCAAGCUGGGCAAGUACUUUCGGCAGCCGGCCCUGCGAGUCGGCUGCUACUUCGGCGGGAUUUCGGUUAUGGACAACUGCGAAGAGCUGGCAACGCUUCCACCUGUCCCCACAUCGUGA